GCCGCGCGGCGGGCGCGCGCGGAGCCGCAGAUUAGCAGGUGACGUGCGGGAUUUGCGCACCAGAUUAUUCCUGCCAGAGGAACGUCGGGAUGCGAUGCUGAAUCAAUGUCACACCGAUCAUUAUGCAACUUUUUUUUCGUUUAGUACCAAGACAGUGUAUUGGCAGUGAGUGAUCGCGGUGUGCGCGUGUGGCGGCUGCGCUCACGGAGUUGUCGCGUUUGGCAACGGAGGAGAGUCGAUAUAGUCGGGAAAGGGCCGGUCUUCCGGAGAGCUCCGUAGGAGGAGUCAUGGGAGUAACCUUCUCGCAGAAAUCCAGGUGGACGUCAGAUCGCUCCGCAUAAGAGCAGCUCGCGGCUGAGCAUCGCCGCGUGCGCGCGCACCGACAUGAAGAAGGCUUUGCUGAAGCGAGCCAAGGUCGUCCCGUGGCUCGCCAACGUGACCUUGUACGGGUGCCUGUUCGCCGGGGGGGACUUCGCGCACCAGUGCGUGGCGCAGAGGGAUCGCAUCGACUGGCGGCACACGCGCGACGUGGCCCUCGUGGCCGUCGCCUUCCACGGAAACUUCAACUACUUCUGGCAGCGAGGCCUGGAGCGGCGCUUCCCGGGCAAGUCCAUGGGCAUGGUGCUCCGCAAGCUGCUCCUGGACCAGACCAUCGCCUCGCCCGUGGCCACCACUGUCUUCUACACGGGGGUGAGCUUCUUAGAGGGCAAGGAGGACGUUCUGCAGGACUGGAGGGACAAGUUCCUCAACACCUACAAGACUGGACUAAUGUACUGGCCCUUUGCACAGUUCCUCAACUUUGUGCUGAUGCCCCUGUACCUGCGCACCAUUUUCAUGGGCUGCUGCGCUUUCCUGUGGGCGGCCUUCCUGUGCUUCUCACGCCAGAGCGGCGACGGAACAGCCGCCGUGGCCCUGGCCUGGAUCCUCGCCCCCAGGAAGCAGCUUCAGGCCCCGGAGUCGAGCAAGGAAAAGUGACCAUGGGGUGGGAUGGGUGGCAUCCGAGGCGCCCCGCGGCCGUGCCUUCGUUUACCUGUCCUUCCUGUGCAGGUGCAUGGGCGGUACACUCUACUGGCACGACGGGCACCGAACCUUUAGACGCAUGAACACCUUAUUAUAUUUAAAUGUGAAACUUGUAUUUAUAUAUUUAUUUAAAUAAUUCUUACGAUUAAUUAAACAAAAUGAACAUGUUUUCAUAUCGCACCUUCCUUGCCGCUGCAGGAUAAAUGACUUCACUAGUUCUUCAAAAAGUGGAACUAUGUCAUUUCACAGCUGGCUGAAGAACUGAAAACUUGAUCAGUCACUUGAAAAGUUUCUUUACUCGCAGACAAGCGACUGCCACCAAACUUUACUUGAAAUAAAAGAGGCAGAAUCUAAACUUAAGUGACAUUUAAGCGUUUGUUCCUUAAGUAGUUCGGAUGUGGUUUUUAAACUGCAAUGUGGUGCAUUUGUUUAAAUAUAGGUUAUGGAAUAAA
This is a messenger RNA of Scleropages formosus (Asian bonytongue), 1472 nucleotides long. It is a transcript of the gene mpv17l, whose product is annotated as MPV17 mitochondrial membrane protein like. The transcript has 4 exons. NCBI's taxonomy places the organism in Eukaryota, Metazoa, Chordata, Actinopteri, Osteoglossiformes, Osteoglossidae. Bases 385 to 975 code for a protein of 196 amino acids. Gene Ontology annotation, cellular component: membrane; cytoplasm; mitochondrion. Gene Ontology annotation, biological process: mitochondrial ribosome assembly. The record is from RefSeq and is a predicted model, not a curated record.